Messenger RNA from Westerdykella ornata, 1697 nucleotides. RefSeq names its product NAD(P)-binding protein. Lineage: Eukaryota; Fungi; Ascomycota; Dothideomycetes; Pleosporales; Sporormiaceae. The transcript is spliced from 5 exons. The record is from RefSeq and is a predicted model, not a curated record. Gene Ontology annotation, molecular function: nucleotide binding. The coding region runs from base 334 to 1482 and encodes 382 amino acids.
UCUACAUCCUGUGCGAUCUCGGCUCCGUUCUUGCAUCCUUUACCAAAUCAAGGUCAAGCAAGCAUAUGUAGUCGUCUGCGCCACUGCCAGUCGCGAAAUAAUGUACUCUGCUCGACGUAUCUGGUGUUGUAUCGGGCCCUACGGGAGCCCAAGCUAAUGCAAGGUAGCCCAAUUUUGGAGCGUUGCCAUUUAUCCACCAUGCAGCAGUCUCCGAGAACCGGGUAGAGCGUAGUAGCACUGCAUGAAGGCUUAAUCGCUUCUAUAGAUUCAUAUAAAGUCACUUACUCUCUUCGACGAUGUCAUCAAUCGAAGAGUUCACGUUGUCCGUCCAUCAUGAGUAACACGGGUCCCUUCACCCUAAAAUGGGGCAUCCUAGCAACAGGAGGAAUAGCGAAAACAUUCACAAAAGACCUCCUCAUCCCAACCACCACCCGCAACGCCUCCGACAUCCAGCACGAACUCGUCGCCGCCGCCUCCUCCUCCUCCCUCUCCCGUGCCCAAACCUUUCUCAACGAAGUCGGCGCACCUGAAACCGCCGUCCCCUACGCCUCAUACGCCGACCUCGUCGCCGACCCUAAUGUCGACAUCAUCUACGUCGCCACCCCCCACUCGCACCACUACCAGCAUGCGCGCCUCGCACUCGAAGCAGGCAAACAUGUCCUGUGCGAGAAGGCAUUCACGGUGAAUGCAGCGCAGGCCCAGAUUCUAAUCGACAUUGCGCGCGAGAAGAAGCUGUUCCUUAUGGAAGCCAUGUGGACGCGGUUCUUCCCCGUGGCCAAGGAAGUGAGGGAUAUCGUGAAGAGCGGGCAGCUGGGCGAGGUGAUUAGGGUAUGGGCGGAUCUGAGUUUCUGGAAGGAUGUCGAGGGCGAGUUUGGCACGGCGCAUCGGAUGGUAAAUUUGGAGCUUGCGGGGGGUGCGCUGUUGGAUUUGGGCGUUUACUCCCUCACCUGGGUCUUCCAGAUUCUGUACCAUAUCGUGCCGGCCGAGGAACGCGGUCCACCAGCUGUAGCGUCGGCCAUGACCAAGUACGAGGCUACGGGCUGCGACGAGACGACCAGUAUGAUUUUGACUUUCCCCGGCGGAGCUCAGGGGAUUGCUACGACGAGCCUGCGGGUCGCCCACCACCCAACCCCGACCUCCCCUUCCGCCCACGCCCCCAUCCGCAUCCAAGGCACCCUCGCCGACAUCCACAUCCCCUACCCCCCUUACCGCCCCCAAUCCUAUGUGCUCCUCCCAGCCUCCAACGACGCGCGCGGAACCCUCGCUUCCUUCCCCGAGCAGACGGUCACGCGCGAAGUCCCCGCCGGCGGCCACGGCAUGUUCUACGAAGCCGACGAAUGCGCGAGAUGUAUCCGCGAUGGGAAACUGGAGAGCGAGGUGAUGCCGUGGGAGGAGUCGUUGGAGGUGAUGCGGGUUAUGGACCUGGCGAGGAGGCAGGGAGGCUUGGACUACGGGGAUCUGGAGGGGACGGGGUAUCUGUAGUUGGCACCGCGGUAACAGAGCCUCAAGGUGCUGAUGCAAGAAGUGGACUUGCAGGCUGGGACCCUUGGUGACGCUGGUUGUUGGAGUCUUACCUCGGGAAAGUAGGGAAGUUAAGCCCAUUGCAUUCAAUGGGCUGGUGUUCGGGGUGCCUCGGUGCGCUGGAAGGAUAGCGUUUUAUAGUGACAUGCCGAAUGAAAUCUAUUGCGUCUACCAUC